AUGGCCUACACCAAGAACACUGCCAAAAAAUCCAAUGGUGGCUCAGUGCCACACGUCCUCCUCAAGCUCUCAAGCACCCAGAUUUCUGGAGUAGAUAGGCAGAGAAGGAAGGCUUUGACUGCCUCCAAGGUCACACCUGUGGGAGGUGGGGACUUUGAAAAGAGAGAUGCUCACCAUAAGGCUUUGACCACUGCAAAGGCUGGGGACUUGGAAAAGAGAAGUGGUCACAAUGAGUAUUGCAUACUCUGCAGGGAUGGUGCAGACAGCUAUGGAGACAAUACUCUCUUCAUGUGCACUCUGUGUCCCAGAGUAGUGUGCAGACUCUGCCUGCAGCUGCCACCUGACAUAGAGACCAAAGUCCUGCAAGAGGAUGUCUCUUUCUGCAGCAACAAGUAUAACACUGUAGUACAUGAUGCGUGCAUUUGCUGCCAUAUCAAGAUGGAACCAGGCAGUGCCUACUUUGGUUUCUAUAAUGCCAACUGCCUUCUUGUCUUGGACAGGUUCUUACCCAUCAAUGGUGCACUCAAGGUGUCUGACCCUUUUGAGUUUGCUCAUGCCUUUCUCAAACCUUACUAUGCUGGCGAUGGCAUCAAAUAUCUUGAGGUCUACUAUGACAUUGGCACUGAUGCCAAGCUUUGCCCUUACCAUAGCAAAAUCUGGCAGAUAAUCAAAGGUUUGAAGAACUCAUUUGUCUGGGAGCAUGUUAUCAUUGGCAUGUCUACUCACACCAAUGACAAUUAUGGAGACCCUUUUACUGGGUAUGAGGAUGAUAAUUCAAAGGUCUAUGUCAGCACUCCAGUCAAUGAUUUCUUGGAAAUAAUUCUCAAACCCUGGCAAAGUAUCAUCAACAGCGCCCAGGAAUCUUACCUCUGGAUGCUAUGUUGUGGCUCCCUUGUCACCAACUUGGACUCAUUCCAUGGCUUGCAAGAGGCUGUUGUCUGGUAA
This is a messenger RNA of Suillus subaureus, 945 nucleotides long. RefSeq lists its product as uncharacterized. Lineage: Eukaryota; Fungi; Basidiomycota; Agaricomycetes; Boletales; Suillaceae. The transcript has 9 exons. Bases 1 to 945 code for a protein of 314 amino acids. The record is from RefSeq and is a predicted model, not a curated record.